CAUAACACUGUCAAUCUCUUUUUUAACAGGGAAAAUGUUAUGGACUAUACUUUUAAUGGUCAGUGGUCUGCUCGCUCUCGUCAUGCUUUACUCUUCCCGCACAAGAAAGAAAAAUGAGCCACCAUUAGUCAAAGGCUUUAUUCCAUGGCUGGGUCAUGCCCUGGAGUUUGGAAAAGAUGCUGCAAAGUUCCUAACACGGAUGAAACAAAAACAUGGUGAUAUUUUUACGGUGCGUGUUUGUGGUCAUUACAUCACCGUACUGCUGGACCCUAACUCCUAUGACGCAGUCCUCGAUGACACAGCCUCUCUGGACUUCAGUCGCUAUGCCCAGGUCCUGAAGCAGAGGAUCUUCAACCUGAGACUACCCAAUCACAACCCAGACACAGAGAGGGCCUGGAUGGAACAGCACUUCCAGGGCCCCAGCCUGGCCAGACUGAGCAGCAGCAUGCACCUCCACCUCCAGACCCUGCUAAGGGAAGAGGAGAGGAGCUGUAUCCCAGCAGAGUGGAGGCAGGACGGACUUUUCAGCCUCUGUUACAGCCUGCUCUUCAGGGCUGGGUAUCUCACACUCUUUGGUACAGAGAAAAGCAACAACGUCACUGAACUCGCUGCUGUCUACAAAGAGUUCCGCAAGUUCGAUGGUCUUCUCACAAAACUGGCUCGUUCAACCCUUAAGCAAGAGGAGAAGAGGACAGCAAGCCAAUCCCAGGAGCGACUGUGGGAGCUGCUGUCCCCAGCCUGGCUGAGCAGAGGAAAGGGGUCAGAGAGCAUAGAUCAUGGGUCAGACAGCAGCUCCUGGCAGCAGAGUUACCUCAGGCAUCUACAGAGGGAAGGAGUGGACACAGAGAUGCAGAGACGAGCCAUGCUGCUUCAGCUCUGGGCCACCCAGGGUAACGCUGGGCCUGCUGCCUUCUGGCUGCUGGGCUUCCUGCUCACCAACCCUGAGGCCAUGAGAGCAGUGAAGGAGGAGCUCAGAGGCCUGGCUCUGCAGGAGGACGGCUCCCUACAGCACCACCUUCUGGACACACUGGAGCACCACAGCACACCUGUUUUUGAUAGUGUUCUGAGCGAGACCCUGCGUCUGACUGCUGCUGCCCUCAUCAACAGAGAGGUGAUCCAGAACACAACCCUUCGUCUGGCCAGUGGACAGGAGUACCACCUCAGACAGGGGGACAGGGUGUGUCUGUUCCCCUUCCUCAGCCCACAGAUGGACCCUCAGAUACACCACGACCCACAGACAUUUCAAUAUGACCGCUUCCUAAACGCAGACGGGACAGAGAAGAAGAAGUUCUAUAAGGAUGGGGAGAGACUGAAAUAUUACACCAUGCCAUGGGGUGCAGGCAACAACAUGUGUGUUGGGAGACACUUUGCAGUCAGUGGCAUCAAACAGUUUGCGUUCAUGGUCCUCUCCCGGCUGGACCUGGAGCUGUGUGACCCGACUGCCACCGUUCCUCCGGUCAACCCAAGUCGAUAUGGUUUCGGGAUGCUCCAGCCUGACGGAGACCUGGAGGUCCACUACAGACUCAAGACUCUGCACUAGGUCAUGACCCCUGACCCCACACACCAUCCUGAUUUUAGAUUUAAAAGACUCCAAAAAACGGUCAAUCAUUUCAGGUCCAGUACCAUCGUUGGGCCGCGGGUGUAAAAGAUUCAGCAGACUGCUGGCAUUACACAUCUGGAUAGAAGACUACUGUAGCUCUGCUGGAGUCACUUAUAUUGAUAACUUUGACACCUUCUGGAAACAGAAGAUACUCUACAGCAGGGGUGUCAAAGUCAAAUGGACGGAGGGCCAAAUAAAAAAUUUAGCUACAAGCCGAGGGCCGGACUGUUCGAAUGUUCAUUGAAAAUUUUUUAAAUGACGCAUAUAGUCUAGUGAACCUAAUUGAACCUACUGAAAACCUAACAAAUAUAUUCCAAUAUGAUGAGAUAAAUAAAGCAAUAUUUUCUUAUGGCU
This is a messenger RNA of Oncorhynchus keta (chum salmon), 1954 nucleotides long. RefSeq names its product prostacyclin synthase-like. The record is from RefSeq and is a predicted model, not a curated record. Lineage: Eukaryota; Metazoa; Chordata; Actinopteri; Salmoniformes; Salmonidae. Gene Ontology annotation, biological process: prostaglandin biosynthetic process. Gene Ontology annotation, molecular function: heme binding; monooxygenase activity; oxidoreductase activity, acting on paired donors, with incorporation or reduction of molecular oxygen. Bases 35 to 1540 code for a protein of 501 amino acids. The transcript is spliced from 10 exons.